Molecule: messenger RNA, 816 nt
Organism: Aspergillus neoniger CBS 115656
Lineage: Eukaryota; Fungi; Ascomycota; Eurotiomycetes; Eurotiales; Aspergillaceae
Exons: 4
Coding region: 1-816 (271 amino acids)
Biological process (GO): phosphorylation; pyruvate metabolic process
Molecular function (GO): pyruvate, water dikinase activity
Source: RefSeq, a predicted model, not a curated record
AUGGCAGUCGGAUCCAGCGCUACAAAGGAAAAUCUUCUGGAUGUUAGCUUUGCUGGAAAGCAGAAUUCUACCUCGGCGUUACGGAGUGCGGCCACAAAGCCACCGUGUGAUCUAUGGCGACAGACAGACUCCCGCGUCAAAUGUCCCAACCUUGGUCCUCAGUGGUCCCAAGAUUUCCCAACUCGCUCGAAAGGGCCUGCACCAUUGAAACCCAUUACAAUUGCCCAUGGAUAUGGAAUGGGGCCAAAGGCAGUCUCACCAGUGAUUCAUUCAUCGUUCAAGCCCGACCGGAAAACGUGCACUCGCGUCGCGACGCGACCGCCGCUCUCAAGACGUACAACAUUGGCCACAAGGGCCGUAUUUUCAAUCACGGGGGUGGUCGUAGGUGAUGCCGCUGUCUUCGGUCGUCUCUGUCUGACGGAGUCUGUGCAUCCAAUGGACAAGUUCAACGAGCGCGCUGUGGCGGUUAUCACCGACCACAACAGCCACACGUCCCAGGCUGCCAUUGACAGUUACGAAAUUUGUGUCCCUGUCAUUGUGGGCAUUCCUGAUGCCACCAACGGCUAUCCACAGCUGCGUGAGCAAAUGAAGUUCACGGAUGUGGUAGCCAUGACUCCGUUUUGUCGCACGGUGGGCGAAGCAGAGGAGGUGUUGCAGGUGUUGGCAGAUCAUGGACUGCAGGUUCAUUCAAUAUUUGAGACUUCGUCAAACAUUGUCCUGGCGGAGCAGUUCCUGGCGCACUUUGAUGCGUUCUCGAUCGGGUUGAAAGAUCUCACGCAGCUGACUCUGGGGUUUAUUGUAACUCGGAUGGGUUAG